Molecule: messenger RNA, 804 nt
Organism: Octopus sinensis (East Asian common octopus)
Lineage: Eukaryota; Metazoa; Mollusca; Cephalopoda; Octopoda; Octopodidae
Product: zinc finger BED domain-containing protein 5-like
Exons: 1
Coding region: 1-804 (267 amino acids)
Source: RefSeq, a predicted model, not a curated record
AUGACGAGCGGUCAUCGCGGGCACAACCUUAGAUUCCGUCUUUCCUUUGAAGCCUCCACAUCGGAAACUCUCGCACCCCAGCGAGACAAAGAAGAUCCCGCACUGAGCAAUAAACUUACUAUUCAGAUAAGCCAAUCAAUUGCCUCAAUUAGUCUUUUGUUAGCCCUAUUGAAAAUGAGCAAACCAAACAAGAAGAAGACUCGUCAAUACGCGGUGGAGUUUUUGAAGUUUGGAUUCAUUCCUGAUGAGCAUGAUGAGCGUAAACCGUUUUGCUUAUUAUGUAAUCAGACGAUGAGCAAUGAGUCAAUGAAGGCAGGUAGGCUGGAAGCGCACUUAAAGGUAAGACAUCCUAAUAAUUCUAAUUUAGAUUUGGAAUACUUCAAAUCAUUGAAAGAAAAAUUAAAAAACCGAACAAAACUCACUUCACUAUUUCAUGCAAAACAAGCGCCUCAUACUCGUGCCCUUGAAGCCAGCUACGAAAUCUCCUUGCUUAUAGCAAAACAUGGAAAGAAUCACACUAUUGGAGAGCAACUGAUUAAACCUGCUAUCUCAAUAUUCUUAAAAACUGUAUUACAAAAAGAUGAUGGAGAUAUCAGGACUAUGCCACUCAGUAAUAACACUGUCUCGAACAGAAUAGAUGAAAUGGGGCAAGAUGUUGAAAGCCAGCUCAUUGAGAAAUUAAAAUUGCGUAAGUUUUCAUUACAAAUGGACGAAUCCACAAUCCGGGACAGUGAGGCUCUGUUAUUGACUUAUGUGAGGUAUAUUGACCACGAGGAGUUUCAGGAAGAGAUGCUGUUCUGCUAA